Molecule: messenger RNA, 1245 nt
Organism: Elaeis guineensis (African oil palm)
Lineage: Eukaryota; Viridiplantae; Streptophyta; Magnoliopsida; Arecales; Arecaceae
Molecular function (GO): oxidoreductase activity
Source: RefSeq, a predicted model, not a curated record
ACGACGCAUGGUUAAAGUUGCGUGCGUUGAAAGCAUAUAUGCGGACCGGACGAUCUGCCGUUGCGUUGGCUCAAAGGAACCGUGAUCUGACCCGCAUAAAAAUUCUGUGAAGACGAUUGGAGCUAAGAGGAACCAUCCAGUCGACGGUUGAGAUCGGCGGAUUCCGUGCUCCUCAGGCACGUUGGGGUGGGUGGCGUCAAUGACUCCUCAGCUACCGACGCCAUUUUUUUUAUAAAUCCAAUCCUGACCUUCGUUCGAGCAAGGAUCCUGCGAAGAGCUUUUCUCUGGGUUGCGGAUUUUACCACAAAAAGGUGCCUAACAGCAAUGGCAAACACAUCGGCUGCAAAGAAGCUCAUGCAAAUUGAUGUUAGCUCAGACACCGUGUGCCCAUGGUGUUUUGUCGGUAAGAGCAACCUUGAAAAAGCUAUGGAUCUAGCAAAGGACCAAUUUGAUUUUGAGGUACGAUGGCAUCCAUUUUUCCUUGACCCUUCUGCACCUAAAGAAGGUAUAAAAAAGUCUGAUCAUCUAAAGCAGAAGUUUGGAGUUGACCAAUAUGAACAUAUUGUAUCAAGGAUUACAGAGGUAUUUCGGGGACUUGGCCUUGAAUAUGACACUUCCGGGCUAAUGGGAAAUACACUGGAUAGUCACAGGCUCAUAACAUUUGCUGCACAUCAGGGCUAUGAUAAGCAAAAUGCUCUAGUUGGAGAAUUAUUCAACAAUUAUUUUUGUCGGGGAAAGUAUAUUGGAGACCGGGAAGUUCUUUUGGAUGCUGCUAGAAAGGUUGGCAUAGAGGGGGCAGCAGAAUUGCUUGAAGACCCUAGGAAGGGGCUUGAGGAGGUUUAUGAAGAACUAGAGAAAUACUCUUCAUGCAUUAGAGGAGUCCCACAUUUUGUGAUUAAUGGAAAAUACAAGCUUAGUGGAGGCCAACCUCCUGAAGUAUUCCUGAGAAUGUUCCAAGCAGUUGCAAAUGAAAUGUGAGAUCAUAAACUGCUGUUAAUUGUACGGGACAUGGUUGCCAUGGGAAUAAUUUUGAGGACCCCUCAAUGUCUGCUCUAUAAUUUGUACAUGCUGCAAUAUUUAUUUAAUAAACUCUGUACCCCUUAGGUUACUUCCAAGAAUAAUAUACAUGCAACCUAGGUUUAUUCCAAGAUUUAUAAUGCAUGAAGACAUGGAGUAAUAUAAGUUAAAUCAUGUAUAUGUUUUACUGAGAAAAAAAUUUUGUGCCUAUCUUUCAUCUUGGAUGGU